Molecule: messenger RNA, 352 nt
Organism: Paramuricea clavata
Lineage: Eukaryota; Metazoa; Cnidaria; Anthozoa; Malacalcyonacea; Plexauridae
Source: the annotation of a GenBank genome assembly
AUGAGAGGAGAAACCAUCGCUACGGCAGCUUCAAAAGCCAAAUCAAAUCAGUAUUCAGGGAUUAUGCAAUUUCGUUCGAGGGAGGUCGUGAGGUUGUGGCCAUUAAAAAGUCUGAAAUGGAGGCAAAGGUUGUUUAUAUUUACAUAUAAACAGGCUGAAGCGAAACAGAAAGUGAUAGCAGCCAAGGGGGAUCCAAACAAUGUUGAAUGGGUUCUUGCUAUGACAAACUUGCAGUUUGGCAAGUAUCGCGUUGCCUAUUCGAGUGCCUAUUCAAGUGAUCUUGAAGCACUCUAUGCAGCAAAGAGGGCAGAGUUGCAUGUAAAAUGGGAUAAAGUCUCCAUCUGCCAAGGCU